Molecule: messenger RNA, 1671 nt
Organism: Cutaneotrichosporon cavernicola
Lineage: Eukaryota; Fungi; Basidiomycota; Tremellomycetes; Trichosporonales; Trichosporonaceae
Exons: 2
Coding region: 1-1671 (556 amino acids)
Biological process (GO): actin filament polymerization
Cellular component (GO): actin filament
Source: RefSeq, a predicted model, not a curated record
AUGCGCGACGGCGACCUCGCCGCAAAGAAAGCCUCACUCUCAAAGGCCCUCUCGGCGGCCUACCUCGAGCACCAGAUUGCCGACCUCGAGUCCAAGGUCAACGCUGUUGGCAUGAACAGUGAUGUCCGCACCCCCGUGACACACGCCUGGCCGCGCUCGCCGGGUGCCAACCGCGUCCCGGCGUCGCCUGCCUUUCCCCCACUCCCAAGUCCUGGCCUCGGACCCCGCUCGCCCGGCUUUCCGCAUGCCCAGCCGCUUCGCGGCGGCCCUCCCCGUGCACGCCCCGGUCCUCCAGGCCCAUCGCCUCGCGGCCCUCCUGGUCCUCCCCCUUGCGGACCGCCUCCCGCGCACCCUCUUUCUCCAGUCGCCCUUCGGUCUCCUGUGGCUCCCCGCGCCCCCUCCUCCGCUGGCACGCGCGACCUCGUCGACUCGGGCUCGCCGCGCAUCGAUGACUCGGACGAGGGUGAGGACGCCUGGCGCGUCUCGGUCCUCGACGUCUCUGCACUCAUGUGGGCGCCUCGCGCCGUUCGCACCCUCCUUCAACGCGGAGGCGAAGUUAUCGUUCCCCUCGAUGCCAUCACCACCCUCGAUAUGCUGAAGAAGGGUCCCUCAGCUGCAGCUGUCGCGGCCCGCGCCGCGGCCCGCUUCGUCGAACACGCCUCGCGGCAGCACGGCCUCGUCUCGGUCGAUCCCAGCCUCACCGUCCAGGCCGGCACAAACUACAAGCGCGGCCGUGGUCUCCGCCUGCAGGGCGAGGACGAGGACCUCCCACCUCCCGCAGGCGUCGAAGCCCCACCACGCUGGGUCGCCCGCGUGCUUGGUUGUGCGGCGUAUUUCCGUCGAAUCAACAACACCGAGGGCGCGGAUGAAAUGGCGCCCGCAGUCCUUAUCGCCCAUCCCCCGCUUAGUGCCGAGGUAGGCCCGCCGCCGGUCGACGAGCGCCGCACAGCCCCAGAGAACACAGUCAACUACGCCGACAGGGCGGAGGGAUAUACACUCUCUCUGGAGGCAGAACGCUUCGAACUCCGCCUCGAGGUCCUGCGCGACGAGGAAGGCGACGACGAGCCCCCCAAGCGCCGCCGUGGUGAUCGGCGUCGUGGUAGAGGGCGCGGUCGCGGCGGCGGACCACCCGAGCCAGAGCAGGUACGUAUCCUCCUCCGCCGUCCCGAGCCGGAGGAGCCCGACUUUGCUUCGCCUCCGGGAAUGGCGCCGCCUCCGCCCAUGCCCCCCUCUCUUGGCCACCCGCAUGCGCCACCUCCUCCGCCGGGCCGCCCACUUGGCCCACCUCCACAUUCCUCCCACCCGCAUGUCCCGCAUUCGCCGGUCGGCAACCACUUUGCACCACUCGAGGGACGCGGACGCGGUCGUGGUCGCGGGCGCGGUGGUCGUGGUCGCGACCGCGGAGGCGGCUUUACCCUCCUCCAACGUCCUGGACCGGCGCUAGUGCACCAUGUCCGCGACGCAGAGGAGAAGAAGGACAAGUCGCGCCGCGACCGCGACCGGCGCGACGGCCAAGCUCAAACCCAAACCCAGGGCCAGCCCCAGGGCCAGCGUGAGCGUGAGGGAGAGAGGCGCGGCGAGUUCGGCUGGCGCCGCGCCUACGCGUCCAACGACGACCCCCCGCCAUCGAAACCAAAGGUCGUGCUCCUCCAACGCCCAGGCCCGCGCUAG